Messenger RNA from Ectocarpus sp. CCAP 1310/34, 1861 nucleotides. The record is from the annotation of a GenBank genome assembly. NCBI's taxonomy places the organism in Eukaryota, Phaeophyceae, Ectocarpales, Ectocarpaceae.
AUGAAGGAGAUCCUCGACGAAGCCGCGUUCAGGAGCUCUGCGCUGGAUGAUGUCGAGGAAAAAAGAGAAAUUGCCCAAUUGAACGGCGACCAUCGGGCCCUGAAACAGCUGAAAGAACUGGAAGCGAAGCUGGAACGUCGCAGAGUGGAGAAUAACCUCUUCAUCCAGGCGGUCAGCGACGCCACAGACUUCGAACAGGAGCGGGAGAGACUCGACAACAACGUCCUGCACAAGGCCCGCAGCCGUCGCGAGCUUCUCCAAACCUCCCUCGCCAAGGGCACCAGCUUCGUCCUUCCCUCGCAGUCCAAGUCCAACUGCCCCCAAACCAACGCCGCAGAAGCUUGCACUCCGCUGCCGGGUUUCCCAUCGGCCCGAUAUCCCGAGCCGAGACGAGCAGGUGGCGGCGCAGGAGGGAGCGGGGCCGGCGGAAACGGCCGAGUUCGCUUCGUCGAAAGCUGCAAGGAUGGCGAGAGUUGUGCCAGUAACUCCGCCAUCGUUUACAACAAAGGUGAUAGAGAGUCCCGGACCUUGGUGGCACAGGAACACCACCUUCGGCAACGGAGGCUCCACCACCAGAACUUCAAGAAGAGCGCUAGCGCUAGGAAGUUGGCGGAAACUGACGGUAUGGCCGGGGCAAGUUCGCCAUCUCCAUAUCUUGGUGGCGGUGGCGGACGCGGCAAUGAUGGUUCCGUAGGAGAAGGCCAUGUCGUCGUCACCACUAGUGUAGGAGGGUACUCCAGAGACAAAGAGGGAUCUUUAGUACUGUCCGCUGGACGUAUGACCGACGGUCCUGCACCGUCAGCCGUUUCCUGCACGCAAGCGGAGGUGGAUUUUAGCGGGGGGAGUGGCAGCACCACAACAGGCCGCCAAGGCAGCACAGACGACAAGUUUGCUCGCGUCGGACAGGACGGCGAUUCACCUUGCCCUGAACGGUUGGGCAGUGCUAGUCUUGACUGCACCAAUGUCGGGGGCCGCGGGGAAGGGCAGGGCGAGGCGCCUCGUAGCGGUGAAGGUCAACACCUUGCAUCAAGGGGAAAUGGAGUUUAUUCCAUCGACCAGGGCUCGACGACGAUAUCAGCGAUGGGAUUGACGGAAUGGUCAGCUACAGCAGCAGCAGCAGCAGCAGCAGCAGCAGCAGAAGCGGCAGCGGUGGUCGCCAAGGAACCGACCGAAAGAGAGAACAAUUCAUCUUCGGCAACGGAACCACGAACACCUGUCGAGGGCACUCCUUGCCGUCCCGACGUGGAAGAUGACGUGGUGGCAGGGCAAAAGGGAAGGCAGCCAGAAUCAACUACAACCGGCUUGGACUGGUACAAAUGCACCCAGCUCAGUGUUGAGGCAAGCAGGGCAAUAGGGGGGGUGGCGGCCGCGGACCGACGUGUGGAGUCCCGAGGCUCCAAUUCGACAGCUGGCUGUGCGUGAGCAUCACUCUUUGCCCAAGGCGUAGGCUCCGGUAGUUGGGGUUCGCGAGCAUUCACCGGGGCAAUUGGAGGAGGGGUUGUGGCUCUUCUCUGAUGCAUCGUGCUGCGUCGCUUAACCUCAGUGGUGAAGUGUGCGGCUCAACUACAGUACUUGCCUGCUGCGUGGGAAUCCCUCACCCAUCAUGCCAAUAGUAUCUUCGCUCAGCUGAACGGUUCGUUGCGUCUGGGAUUUCAUGCACCGGGUACGAGUAACUUUUUUUUCCCUUGUAGGUGGAAUAGCGAGUGUCUAUUGCGGCCAUAGCAGGCCAACAGAGUUUGGCAGAAUCUGUUGCGGAGGGGAUACGGGGGUGAGCUCUACAAUAGGCUAUGACGGUAUUUUUAUUACAGUACGCCGUGCGACCAUAAGGUCUACGCCAUUUGUCCCAAUGUUCUACACCCUA